Astyanax mexicanus (Mexican tetra) is the source of this 2049-nucleotide messenger RNA. RefSeq names its product sodium- and chloride-dependent GABA transporter 2. Gene Ontology annotation, biological process: sodium ion transmembrane transport. Gene Ontology annotation, cellular component: membrane. The record is from RefSeq and is a predicted model, not a curated record. Bases 125 to 1873 code for a protein of 582 amino acids. Lineage: Eukaryota; Metazoa; Chordata; Actinopteri; Characiformes; Acestrorhamphidae. The transcript is spliced from 14 exons.
AGCAUUUUUCACCAGGCCCGGUGUAACAAUUCGUACUUGCCCACAGCGUGGUGUGGUAGGGUGGAGGGGGGCCUAUGGUUAGAGUGAGAUCUGGUGGAGCAGAAGACAGUGAUAGCGGGCAGAGAUGGAGGAUCGAGGGCACUGGGCCAGUAAAACUGAGUUUCUUCUGGCGGUGGCAGGGAACGUGGUGGGUCUAGGAAAUGUGUGGAGGUUCCCGUACCUGUGCUACAAGAAUGGAGGAGGGACGUUCCUGGUGCCGUAUCUGGUGUUUAUGGUGACUUGUGGGGUGCCCCUUUUCCUCCUGGAGACAGCUAUGGGGCAAUACACUCAGGAGGGGGGCAUUACAUGCUGGCAGCGCCUCUGCCCUCUGGCUGAUGGUGUUGGCUAUGCAGGUCAGCUGAUUUUGAUCUACAGCUGCAUGUGCUACAUCAUUGUUCUGGCCUGGGCACUGUUCUACCUGGUGUUCUCCUUCAGCUCCCAGCUGCCCUGGGCCACCUGCGACAACAGCUGGAACACAGAGUGGUGUACUUUUGGAGUAAGGAACCUUACACUCAACUGGACUGGACAAACCAACUCAACAUCAGCGGCCACAGAGUUCUGGGAGCGCAGAGUUCUGGACAUCUCUGGAGGAAUUGAGGAGCUGGGUGAACUGAAAUGGGAGGUCGUCCUCUGUCUGAUCACCAUGUGGAUCAUCUGCUACUUCUGCAUCUGGAAGGGUGUCAAAUCCACCGGCAAGGUGGUGUAUUUCACAGCUACGUUUCCUUAUGUAAUGCUGUUGGUGCUGCUGAUUCGGGGGCUGACUCUGCCGGGGGCUCUGCAGGGUAUCCUCUUCUACGUCUAUCCGGACCCCCAGCGCCUGCUGGAUGCACAGGUGUGGAUGGAAGCAGGUACUCAGGUGUUCUUCUCAUACAGUGUGGCUGUGGGCUCUCUCACCGUGCUGGGAAGCUACAACACAUAUAAAAACGACUGCUACAGGGACUCGUUAUGGCUGUGUGUGUUAAACAGCUGUACAAGUGUGGUGGCCGGAUUCGCAGUGUUCUCAGUUCUGGGUUUCAUGGCCCAUCAGCAGGGAGCUGCAGUGGAGGAUGUAGCAGAGUCAGGUCCUGGCCUGGCGUUUAUAGCGUACCCUCAGGCUGUGGCGAUGAUGCCGUUACCUCAGCUGUGGUCUGUCUGCUUCUUCAUCAUGAUCAUCCUGCUGGGCCUUGAUACAGAGUUUGUUGCCAUGGAGGUGGUAAUCACUUCAGUGACUGACGUGUUCCCUGGAGUGCUGCGCCGAGCUGGACGCCGAGAAUUUUUCGUUCUCUUCUACUGCCUUAUCUGCUUCUUCAGUCAGCUAGUGAUGGUCACUCAGGGAGGGAUGUUUGUGUUCCAGCUGUUUGAUUAUUAUGCCUGUAACGGGACCUGCAUUCUGUUUCUGGCUGUGUUUGAGUCUCUGGCUGUGGGCUGGAUUUACGGAGCUGAGAGAAUGAGUGAUGUCAUUAAGGACAUGACAGGAUGGCAGCCUAACUUCAUCUUUAAACUCUGCUGGAAGUACCUUACCCCCCUUGUUUCUAUGGUGUCCUUUAUCUGCUCUCUGGUGGAGUACCAGCCCCUGACUUUUAACCGCUGGUAUGUGUACCCGGCCUGGGCCUAUGGGCUGGGGUGGGCGAUGGCGCUCUCCUCCAUUGUGCUGGUACCAGGACGGGCAGUGAUUCUGCUGUGGGCAGAGAAAGGGAGCCUGAAACAGCGCUGGAUCCGGCUCUGCACACCCGACCCUGACCUGCCCCAGAUCCAGAGGCCGAGGCCUGUGAUACAUGAAGUGACCACAGCAGCCGAACUGACGGAGCUGAUCAACACUACCACUGAUCAACAUAAACUAACACCUGUUUACUGAAAGUAGUAAAAUCCACUGAGUCUGAAUUCACAAAAAAUAAUAUCAGGUCUGGACGUGUGGUGUCAAUCAAUUGAAAAAAUAAUGUGAUUAAUAAUGAUUUAUUAUUAUUUCGAUUUUAAUGGCGGAUAUUUAAAUGUAAAUAAAUAAUAGAUGUAAGAUUGAAUUUUUUUAUUAUA